AGUUUAAUAUGGAAAAAGCAAAGGCAUUUGAUUUACCAAACAAUGGCGGGAAAAUUGGGCUUGAGGAGGACUCUGCGCUUGCUGUAGACAUCGACGAUCCGAGACAGGACGAUGCAGUACAAAGUAGUAGUGGUCAGUCCCAUGGUAAGUCGCCCAAAGAGUUAGAGAAACCAUCACCAGCUAGGAAACACAAUGUACUUGAAAGUCACAAGGGAGACGACGAUGACAAUGAACCCUGGGAGGAGUCCCCAUUGACCGCUGCGAGAUGGUACCAGAAGUUAUUAUUCUCUCAGGUGUGUUGA
This is a messenger RNA of Sphaeroforma arctica JP610, 302 nucleotides long. RefSeq lists its product as hypothetical. The annotation marks the transcript as partial. The transcript has a single exon. The record is from RefSeq and is a predicted model, not a curated record. NCBI's taxonomy places the organism in Eukaryota, Ichthyosporea, Ichthyophonida.